ACGCGCGCUUCAUUUUCACAAACAUUUGCUGAGAAAAGCGCCAUGCCAGCUUCGGCUUACUCGUCAAUCGUGAAAAAAUUAUAUCUGCUGUUAAAAUAGGAUCCACGACAUGGAAGCGAUGUCGACGGGCUGUUUUAGGCUUUUUUUAACGACUUCCGUGGAAAAUAAAGAUGAUACAGAAGAGAAACUUUUGAGGAGUUACCAGUUUUUCCAAAGUGUUCGCGGUGACCUUAGUGAUAAAGAUGCUCACGAGGCCCUGAACAAGGCGUUACUCAAGGAGAAAGGUUACGAGGAAGUGUCGUUUGGACUGUUGGUGUCAAUGUUAACCGAGCCCCACAAUGCGGCCCGAAGUUACAGAGACUUAACGCUUAUUACUAGGGAUGGUUUUGGUCACGUAGUUACCAAUCUUUCCCAACUCGUGUUGGAUAAGUAUUUGCGGUUUACGGACAUAGUGCGGCAGCAGCUGUUAUGGCUUCUUCGUGAAAUGAUCAAGAACAAUGUAAACAGUGUGGAUAAUUUGUGUUGGAACCUCAUGCGGCAUGCUGCAGGGGGAGAUAUCAGCCCCAAAAACUUGAACCUAGUGGAAUCCUUGCUCGAUGUUUUCAUCGAGUUUCGAAGUUGGUUAGACAAAUUUCCCAUUUUAAUAGCGUCAGUUGUUUACACUUAUCUGAGGUUAAUUGAAGACCAUCAUGCACCUUUCUUGGCCGCCCUGAGACAAAAGGAAGUCAACUUUGUUAUAAGUAUUAUGCGAGAACAUUUUCAAGAGUGCCUGGUCAUUGGACGGGAUCUAGUGAGGCUGCUGCAAAAUGUUGCUAGAAUAGCAGAAUUUGACUUAUUAUGGAAGGAUAUGCUUUUAAAUCCAAAGACUUUAAGCCCUACUUUCUCAGGUAAGUUUCGUUUGCAAAUUUGUACUCUUUUCCAUAUUCUGUUUAUAAAUACAGUAACUUCUCGAUACUACACCCUACACUACUACUGGUUAAAUGGGUAUUUUUUAAAAGCAAUUUUUGUUACAUUAUAUAUAUGUUUCAAUACAUUUUCGAAUUAAGCUUCAAAAGUUGAGCUGAACUUAUCGUCAAAAGCUAAAAAGUUUCUUUACAAGUGCAAAGAGUUUCGCUUAACAGUCAGGCACAAUUUUUAAGGGGAAAAAGUGUUUUCAAAAUGUUGCUGUGGGUUUCACAAUUUCCUAAACCUUCUCUGUUUGUUGUUCAUGGAAUAAACGAAAAAAAUGCAUUUGGUUGGUAAAAUUUAUUUUCGUUUCAAUCCAUUUAUGACUUCACCGAACUGACUUGCAAAGAUAUGUGAUUUUCCUUAAGAAUUCUUAUCACUCUUACACUUAAGCAGCGAAAUAUUUUUUAUUGUUCAUAAUGUACGCCACGCUGAUGU
Molecule: messenger RNA, 1383 nt
Organism: Dendroctonus ponderosae (mountain pine beetle)
Lineage: Eukaryota; Metazoa; Arthropoda; Insecta; Coleoptera; Curculionidae
Product: integrator complex subunit 3 homolog
Exons: 2
Coding region: 110-1045 (311 amino acids)
Cellular component (GO): cytoplasm
Source: RefSeq, a predicted model, not a curated record